AUGCCUUCCGGUUACGAGUACAAGAGCUCCGGCACCAACUCACAGGGCAAUCACUACUGCGCCCGUGACUAUGGCUCCAGCGCUCCCAACCAGAACUCUUACCACUACUCGAACACUGAUGGGUCCUACUAUUACUCGAACCCCAAUGGAAGCACCUAUUACAACAAUGGCGCGGGCGGCUCUACCUACACUCCUACCGGCAGCGGCAGUGGCAGCAGCAGUGGCAGUGGAAAGAAAUAA
Molecule: messenger RNA, 240 nt
Organism: Clonostachys byssicola
Lineage: Eukaryota; Fungi; Ascomycota; Sordariomycetes; Hypocreales; Bionectriaceae
Source: the annotation of a GenBank genome assembly